CGAGUCCGCUCAGCGCGGAGUGAGGACCCGGACAGCGAAGGGUUGGGGCCGCGCAGCCUCGGGUCCCUUCAUGCAGGGCGGCCGGGAAGGGGGGGCCCUGCUGGCGCAGGAAUGACGCUGCGGGCAGGGGUCUGCCCCCUUCGUGGGAUUAUACCCCCCUCCGUGGUGGACUCGGCUGCAAAAGCGAAGGCCCCCGUUAUCCGUAGUGUUUCCCACCCUGGCUGUGGUGCGGGGGUAACGCAGGCUGCUCAGGACCGCAUCUCCCGCUCCCGCUCGCAUGGCGGACAAGAAGGUAGUGGUGGUGUUUGGAGCCACGGGUGCCCAGGGGGGCUCAGUGGCCCGGACGCUCUUGGAAGAUGGGACAUUCAGGGUUCGGGCUGUAACCCGGGACCCUGGGCAGAAGGUAGCAAAGGAACUGAAGCUGCAAGGUGCAGAAAUAGUGCAGGGAGACCAGGAUGAUGAGGCCAGCAUGAAACUGGCUCUGACCGGGGCUCACGCCACCUUCAUCGUGACUAACUACUGGGAGAACUGCAGCCGGGAGCAGGAGGUCAAGCAGGGAAAGCUGCUGGCCAAUUUGGCCAAGCGCCUGGGCCUUCACUAUGUGGUCUACAGCGGCCUGGAGAACAUCAAGAAGCUGACGGCGGGGAGACUGGCAGCAGGCCACUUUGACGGCAAAGGAGAGGUGGAGGAAUAUUUCCGGGACAUCGGUGUUCCCAUGACCAGUGUGCGGCUGCCCUGCUAUUUCGAGAACCUCCUCUCCUACUUCCGACCCCAGAAAGCCCCGGAUGGAAAGAGCUACUUGCUGAGCUUGCCCAUGGGUGACAUACCCAUGGAUGGCAUGUCCGUCACCGACCUGGGCCCUGUGGUACUCAGUCUGCUGAAGAUGCCAGAACAAUACAUCGGCCAGAACCUUGGGCUCAGUACCUGCAGGCACACAGCGGAGGAGUAUGCUGCCCUGCUCUCCAAGCACACUGGGAAGACCGUGCACGAUGCCAAGACAACCCCUGAGGACUACGAGAAGCUUGGCUUCCCUGGUGCCCAGGACCUGGCCAACAUGUUCCGUUUCUAUGCCUUGAAACCCGACCGGAACAUCGAACUGACCCUGAGGCUCAACCCCAAGGCCAGGACACUGGAUCAGUGGCUGGAGCAGCACAGAGAAGACUUUUCCAGGUUGUGACCCUGCCCACCUCUCAAUGCCAUCUAGGGGGAGGGGAGGCGCAGUCACAAUGAUCCUUUCUUAUGUUACAGAAAAGUUAUUUUUUAAAUAAAAACCAUUGUUCUCACAGA
This is a messenger RNA of Myotis brandtii (Brandt's bat), 1287 nucleotides long. It is a transcript of the gene NMRAL1, whose product is annotated as NmrA-like family domain containing 1. The transcript has 6 exons. NCBI's taxonomy places the organism in Eukaryota, Metazoa, Chordata, Mammalia, Chiroptera, Vespertilionidae. Bases 278 to 1177 code for a protein of 299 amino acids. The record is from RefSeq and is a predicted model, not a curated record.